This is a messenger RNA of Dothidotthia symphoricarpi CBS 119687, 6540 nucleotides long. Its product is annotated as putative polyketide synthase. Gene Ontology annotation, molecular function: fatty acid synthase activity; 3-oxoacyl-[acyl-carrier-protein] synthase activity; phosphopantetheine binding. The record is from RefSeq and is a predicted model, not a curated record. The transcript is spliced from 6 exons. Bases 1 to 6540 code for a protein of 2179 amino acids. Gene Ontology annotation, biological process: fatty acid biosynthetic process. NCBI's taxonomy places the organism in Eukaryota, Fungi, Ascomycota, Dothideomycetes, Pleosporales, Dothidotthiaceae.
AUGCCUGAAGCCUGUUGCCAUUAUCAUAGCUCCGAUCACUCAAUCCUCAGACUCACUGUGCUCGGCGCCGUGAAACGAAGUAUGUCUGUUCUCUUGUUUCCCAAUCAGCUGCUAGAUACCCGAGAAGUUAUUCGGCAGGUACACCACGCAAGACAGAGCACAGUACUCGCGAAAUCCUUCCUCGAGAAGGCGUAUCAUGCACUUCGGGAUGAGGUUUGGAAUCUCCAUCGGGAUGUGAGAGAUGAGAUUCCGCCUUUCAACAGCGCUUUUGAUCUCAGUGAGAGACAUGCUGCCUCCAAGAUUCAACGAGUGGAAGUUUCAAGUGCUCUCCUCUGUAUCUCUCAACUAGCACAAUUCAUCGGCCACAACGAAAAGAAGAACCAGUAUAGCCUGGAUACCAACGACGGUCUCCUUGUCGGUGCUGGCUUGGGUCAGCUAUGUGCUGCUGCUAUCGCAUGUGCGGCUACUAUAGUUGACCUCCCCGAUGUUGCUGUUGAAGCUGUUAGGCUGGCAUUUCGCACUGGUUCAGUUGUGGAGACAUUUUCUAUCCAGGGUAAACGUUCAGAAGAGUCAGGCGGUGCUUGGAGCAUAGUUGUUCCAAUUGCAUCGCAGAAUAUUCAGGACGAACUUCGAAACAUACAAGACGAUGCAAAACUACCAAUCGCUGGGAGAGCAUUUGUUACUUCUAUCAGUGACUCAGAAUGUACGAUCAGUGGCAGUCCUGCACGCCUCGACUGGCUAAGGCAUCAUUCCGACCUGCUGAAAUCAACACAUGUUCGCAUGCUACCGAGCAUGGGAGUAUGGCAUUCAGGGGAUGUUUACAGCGAUGAACAAGUACGAGAAGUGAUCCAGUCGCGGUCCCUUGCCCUCGGCAGGCUCAGCCCACCGAAAAGAGCAAUCGUUUCUGCGAGUACCGGAGAGAAAUCGCGCGCAAACGCUGCACUUUCUUUAUUCACAGAAACCAUCCAAGAUAUCCUCAAGCAUCCAAUUCAGUGGUCCUCAAUCUUCAAGACUGUUGCGGACAAUCUUUCUCAACCAGAUAUCACGACAGUCCAACUAUUCGGCUUUGAGCAAUGUCCCAUGACAGAAAUUCUCAAAACUUUCGUCGAAAGCAAUACAGCAAAGCCGGUCACGGUCAUAGCGUUAGCAAGCUUGUCAUCACUACCACAGCCUUCCGAGCCAGAAUGCAAGGUACCGAGCCCGGCGAUCGCCAUUGUCGGGAUGUCUGGGCGCUUUCCAGGUGCGCCCGAUGUCGAUCAGCUGUGGGACCUCCUCGUCCACGGCAGAAACAUGCAUCGCAAGAUACCGAAAGAUCGAUUCGAUGUUGAAACACACUUCGAUCCGGAAGGAAAGAAAAAUAAUUCAAGUCACACCCCAUACGGAUGUUUCAUCGAGGAACCAGGUCUCUUUGAUCCUCGGUUUUUCAGCAUGUCUCCUAGGGAAGCUACACAAACUGAUCCCAUGCACCGAUUAGCAUUGGUAACUGCAUAUGAAGCAUUGGAAAUGUCUGGAUUUGUUUUAAACGCGACACCAUCUUCACAACAAGACCGUGUUGGUACGUUCUAUGGUCAAACGAGCGAUGACUGGCGUGAGGUUAACGCAGCCCAAAACAUCGAAACGUAUUUCAUUCCAGGUGGCGUUAGAGCAUUUGCUCCUGGUCGGAUCAGCUACCACUUUGGGUUCCGUGGUCCUAGUUACAGCGUCGAUACGGCCUGUUCCUCUAGCUUGGCAGCGAUUCAGAUUGCAUGCUCAGCUCUAAAGUCAGGAGAGUGUGACACGGCAGUUACUGGCGGGGUGAAUAUCCUCACAGCACCGGAUAUCUUUGCUGGCUUGAGCAAAGGUCAGUUCCUUUCCAAAACUGGCUCUUGCAAAACAUGGGAUAGCAAAGCCGAUGGAUACUGUCGGGCUGACGGCGUCGGCUCGAUCAUUCUGAAGAGAUUGGACGAUGCAGUGGCAGACAAGAACAACAUUCUCGGAGUGAUCCUAUCCACUGCCACCAACCACUCUGCCGACGCGAUAUCCAUCACCCACCCUCAUGCUGGAAAUCAAGCUUAUCUGUACCAAAGUGUGAUGCACGAUGCUGGCAUCAGCCCCCUGGACGUGAGCUACAUUGAGAUGCAUGGUACAGGAACACAGGCAGGAGAUAUGACAGAGAUCCGCUCUGUGUCUGAUGUAUUUGCUCCUGAAGGUUCUAGAGGCGCCGGUGUUGAUGAAGCAUUGUACAUCGGAGCUGUGAAGUGCAACAUAGGUCAUGGAGAAGCAGCUGCGGGAGUCGGAGCACUCAUCAAGGUCCUUCUUAUGCUUCAAAAGAGUUCCAUUCCUCGCCACAUUGGAAUACAACAUGAGAUCAACCCUGGCUUCCCCGAUCUUCAAAGCCGCAACAUGCGGGUGCCUUUCGACAAUAUUCCAUGGCCAUCACGAAAUGGAAUGCCACGGACAGCAUUCUUGAACAACUUCAGCGCCGCUGGAGGUAACACCGCUAUGCUGAUACAGGAAAGACCAGCCAAAAGUUCAACACCCUUGGAUGAGGAUCCACGCACCUCGCUUCCCUUUGUUGUUUCUGCCAAGUCCCUAUCUUCGUUGCAAAGGAACAUCCAACAGCUAGUGUCCCACAUAGCUGGUACUCCGCACGAGGCAUUCUCGAGCUUAUCUUAUACCUUAACCUCGCGUCGUAUGCAUCACAACUACCGCAUCGGAGUGACAGCAUCCAACCUUGACGAUCUCAAAUCAUCGCUAUUGCAAAAGGCCGACGAAGGGAACUUCUCUCCAGUUCCAUCCGCAGCACCAAAGGUGACAUUUGUCUUCACCGGUCAAGGAGCGUACUAUUUCGGACUUGGGCAGGCUCUCCUGAAACAUUCGAAGCAGUUUCGAUCAACGAUUUUGCAUCUCAACGAGAUCUCGACAGCGCAAGGGUUCCCCUCUUUCCUUCCGGCGAUAAACGAAAUCGAAAUCGAACAGCCAUCGUCAUUGGUCCUUCAGCUUGCACUAGUAUGUGUUCAGAUCGCACUCGUGCAGCUAUGGAAGUCGUGGGGUGUCAAGCCCUCCCUCGUUGUAGGACACAGCCUUGGGGAAUACGCUGCACUCUACGCAGCCGGGGUCCUUACCAUGGAAGACACUGUCUACCUUGUAGGAGCUCGAGCACAUCUCUUGGAAACAAAAUGCAAAGAGAACACUCAUGCUAUGCUCGCAGUAAAAGCCUCUGCAGCGGAUAUUGAAUCAGCCGUCGGAGAUCUACCCUUCGACAUUGCAUGCUUGAACUCUCCAAACGACACUGUACUCGCUGGUAUAAUCGAAGAAAUAGACGCAUUGUCAAGAACUUUGAAGCAGGAAGGUAUACAGUGCACGCUCCUCAAUCUUCCAUAUGCAUUUCAUUCAGCGCAGGUUGAUCCAAUUCUCUCGAGCUUCGAAGAACUUGCCAGCGAAAUCAUGUUCAGAAAACCGAAAAUCCCAGUCAUUUCGCCGCUUCUUGGGGAGGUUGUCGAGGUGCAAGGGGUGUUCAAUGCCUCUUAUCUUUGCCAACACGCUAGAGAGCUCGUGAAUUUUGUUGAGGCACUCGAGACUGCAAAAGUACGAGGCCAUAUUACCGAAAAAACACUCUUUGUCGAGAUUGGACCACAUCCAAUUUGCUCCAGGAUGGUGAAGAGCACCUUUUCACCAGCAGUCUUUACGACUGCCACUCUUGUCAAGGGUGAAGACUGUUGGAAGAGCCUGUCAAACGCUAUCUGCUCUCUACACUGUGCUGGGAUCAUGGUUGACUUCCGCGAGUUCCAUCGCGAAUUUGAGUCUUGCCACAUCCUUCUCGACUUGCCAUCAUACAGCUUCGACAACAAGAAUUACUGGAUCGACUACGUGAACGAUUGGUGCUUGCACAAGGUAGAGCCUCGGAAUGCCAAGGCGAUUGAGGAUGUGCAGCUUUCCCCUCAGAGCAGACUUUCCACAACGUCAGUUCACAGGAUCACAUCAGAAUAUUAUCAUGAUGGCAAAGGCAAUGUCACUGCCCAAUCUGAUCUUACUCAUCCUAUACUACGGGCUGCUGUUCAGGGUCAUCAGGUCAACAACACAAGUUUGUUCUCAUCUUCCAUCUACGCUGACAUGGCACUCACUCUCGGUGACUACGUUUAUAGGCAGAUGAACCCUGGAAACCCUGCAUCAGGUGUCAACUGCGGGGAUAUGGAAGUUUUCAAGCCUCUCAUCAUCAAGGGUGUCGAGACCGAAACCCGUGUUUUGGAAAUCAGUGUAGAAGCUGAUUUGAACAAGGGCGAAGCAAAGGUUUCGUAUCACACUAUUGACCGUGUCUCCAAACAGUCAACCCUCCAUGCCACUUGUGUUGCUACAUUCGAGGAUACCACCGCAUGGACAACUGGCUGGAACAACAUGGCUUAUCUCAUUGAAGGACGAAUGGAAACCCUCAAAGAGAAGUUGGCAAGAAAUCAGGCAGACAAGAUGUCUCGCACACUUCUUUACAGACUCUUUUCGUCUUUCGUGGAUUACAAACUACCGUACCAGGGCAUGGAAGAGGUUAUCAUCGAUGGAGCCAACUUUGAAGCUACUUCCCGCGUUGUCUUCCAGACCCAAGACAAGGAUGGACAUUUCUUUUGUUGUCCGUACUGGAUUGACAGCCUUAUGCACUUGGCUGGUUUCAUCCUGAACGGCGGUAGUGCGAUUGACACAAAGCAGUUUGUUUACAUCUCUCAUGGUUGGAAGGCGUUGCGAUUCGCAGUACCGCUUGAGCGAACCAAAACGUACCACUCUUACGUAAAGAUGCAAAAUUCAGGCGAGAGCAACAUCAUGGCAGGAGAUGUUUACGUUUUCGAAAACAACACUAUUGUCGCCAUGUGUGUUGGACUCAAGUUCCAACGCGUUCCGCGCACGGUGCUCAACUCUUUUCUACCGCCGCAAGCUUCUGCAACUGGUACUGCGAUACGACCUCAACUUGACACAAAAUCAAGGAACUCGACUCUGGUGACAAGCAAAGCUCUCCCCGAUGCUGGAAGGUUCGAAAAGCCAAAGACCAACGUUAUCAAGCUAGCAUCGUCGUUGACCGCCCGGGUAAUGGACCUUAUCUCGAUGGAAUCUGAGUUGCCACUUUCAGAGCUUCAAGAUGGAUGCGCUUUCGCGAGCCUGGGUAUCGAUUCCUUGCUAUCCCUACAGAUACUGGGCAAGCUUCGAGAAACUCUGGAUAUCGAUCUCCCCGCAAAUGUGUUCAUCGAUUACGAGACUGUCGGAGACCUCAAAGCUUACUUGGAUGAGAUCAGUGGAGACAACGAUCCAUCAUCUGUUUCAACAAGCCCUGCCUCAACAUCGACUGCAGCAACAUCGCCAUCUAUUCUAACUGACGACGAGGAUAACUUCUCCGCGGACGUUGAUGCCAAAUUAUCGGUGCCGCUGCAGGCGUCCCUCCAGAUAGUUAAAGGCGGCUCUUCCGGCGACGAUCUGUUAGUACUCUUCAGGGAGACCAUCUCAGAGCAAAUGGGCAUUGCCAUUGAGGAGGUAGUCGGAUCCAACGAUCUUCUCUCUUUCGGAAUGGAUUCAUUGAUGAGCAUCUGCAUCCUCGGCAUCAUCAGGGAGAAGACCGAGUUGGAUCUGCCUUCGGAUUUCUUCUUGACGCACAACUCUGUUGAUGAUAUCGCGAGGUUUCUCAAUCCUACUCCGGUGGAGAACUCCAAGCCAGUGAAGGAAAAGCCGAAGGGGCCACGCAAGACCAGGACAAGCACCCCACGCCAGAUUUCUCAGCCAGCAGCACCGUUGCCGCGGGCAGUCUCGAUACUACUUCAGGGUAAGCCGCGUACAGCGACCAAAACUCUCUUCUUACUUCCUGAUGGUUCUGGAUCAGCCACUUCAUAUGUCGGCAUUCCGGCUAUCGAUCCAUAUGUUGCGGUGUACGGCUUGAACUCUCCAUACAUGAAAACACCUUCUCAAUUCACAAACGGGAUCUCGGGUGUGGCCACACAAUAUUUGGAAGAAAUUCGUCGUCGGCAAGCAAAAGGACCAUAUCACCUUGGCGGUUGGUCAGCUGGAGGUGUUGUCGCUUACGAGAUCACGCUCCAACUGCUAGCAGCAGGCGAACGAGUAGAGUCACUAUUCCUCCUUGAUUCGCCAUGCCCCAUCGCAUUGGAACCUCUACCAUCACGUCUGCACCACUUCUUCGCAGAUAUUGGGCUCAUCGGUAGCGACGAUGAAAGCAAGGUUCCGGACUGGCUUCUUUCGCACUUCGAAGCUAGCAUCAAAGCUCUGACAGCAUACAAGCCUCAACCUAUUCCAGCCAAGUAUAGCGGCCAAGGUCCUCGCACUUUAGCUAUCUGGGCUCGUCAUGGCGUGUGCAGGUACCCCGACAGCCCAAGGCCGGAGGUCAGGGGUGAUGAACCAAAGAGCAUGAACUGGCUACUCAACAAUCGCACUGACUUCGGGCCCAACGGGUGGGAUAAACUGCUAGGAAAUGUUGUAAUCGAAACUAUGAACCUUGACGGAAACCAUUUCACCCUGAUGAAGGGCAAGGAGGAAUUGUCUGAACUAGCGUCUGCAGUGGGGAGAUUUAUUUAG